GCGGAGCGCACCGAGCGCCGGGAGCGGGGCGAGCUUGUGGAUCCGGGCUAGAGGGCGUUUACCCCGGACAGCGACGGGAGGGCCCGGCCCGGCCCGGCCCAGCAGCGCCAUGGAGCGAGGCUCGGCCAGCGACUAGCCGGAGCCGGGAUCAGCCCGCGGGGCCGGGAUCGGCCGGGGACAGGCGGCGGCGGCGCAGGACUGGAGGUGCCUGGCCCAGCCUGCCCCGUGCCCGCCCCAUGCCUAGCUGGACGUGAGGUGGAGCCAGGUCACUGGGCCAGGGCACUGCCCUCCUGCCGACUAGUUGGGUUAAAUGCCGGCUCGUCCCGUGCCAGCUCAGUGCUCCUGGCACAGAGCAGCCACCCAGCAUGUCGUGGUUUAGCGGCAUCCUGGUGCCCAAGGUGGACGAGCGGAAGACGGCAUGGGGGGAGCGCAACGGGAAGAAGGGGCAGCGCCCGCGCGCCUCGCUCUGCAGCCCGCGCUACAUGAGCUGCCUGCAGGACCCCGAGCUGGAGCGGGGCACCCACCCGCGGGCCGGCCUGGGCCUGACCUGCUCCUGGCAGGAGGACCACUACAGCAAGAAGGGCCUGGCGGGGGGCGCCGGCGACCUGGGGCUGAAGUCGGUGGACUUGGGCUUUGAGGACGGCGAGGCCAAGGGGCCGAAGGUGGCGGAGGGGGUGGCCAGGCCCGGGGAGCGGCUGUCGGCGGGCGAGUGCUGGCAGCGCCUCCUGCAGGUUUUCCGCUCCAAGCGCUUCCAGUCGGCCAAGCUGGAGCGUCUCUACCAGCGCUACUUCUUCCAGAUGAACCAGAGCAGCCUGACGGUGCUGAUGGGGGUGCUGGUGCUGGUGUGCGGCGUGAUGCUGCUCUUCCACUGCGUGCCCGGCGCCCCCCAGGUGCGUUACGCCGCCGCGCUGGCCGUGGCCACCGCCCUCUUCCUGGUGCUCAUGGUGCUGUGCAGCCGCAGCGCCUUCCCCCAGGACUCCAUGUGGGUGGUGAGCUACCUGGUGCUGGCCGCGCUGGGCGGGGUGCAGGCCCUGGGCACCCUGAUGGCCUCGCCACGCAGCGCCUCCGAGGGCGUCUGGUGGAGCGUCUUCUUCAUCUACAUCACCUACACCCUGCUGCCCGUCCGCAUGCGGGCCGCCGUGGGGGCGGGCGCCCUGCUCUCCGCCCUGCACCUGCUCAUCACCUGGCACCUCAACGCCAGCGACCCCUUCCUCUGGAAGCAGCUCAGCGCCAACGUCCUGAUCUUCCUUUGCACCAACAUCAUCGGGAUCUGCACCCACUACCCGGCCGAGGUGUCGCAGCGCCAGGCCUUCCAGGAGACCCGUGGCUACAUCCAGGCCAGGCUGCACCUGCAGCGGGAGAACCGGCAGCAGGAGCGCCUCCUGCUGUCGGUGCUGCCCCAGCACGUUGCCAUGGAGAUGAAGGAGGACAUCAACACCAAGAAGGAGGACAUGAUGUUCCACAAGAUCUACAUCCAGAAGCACGACAACGUCAGCAUCUUGUUUGCAGACAUCGAGGGGUUCACCAGCCUGGCCUCCCAGUGCACGGCCCAGGAGCUGGUGAUGACGCUCAACGAGCUGUUUGCGCGCUUUGACAAGCUGGCCUCGGAGAACCACUGUCUGCGGAUCAAGAUCCUGGGUGACUGCUAUUACUGCGUGUCAGGGCUGCCCGAGGCGCGGGGGGACCAUGCUCACUGCUGUGUGGAGAUGGGGGUCGACAUGAUCGAAGCCAUCUCGCUGGUGCGUGAGGUGACGGGGGUGAACGUGAACAUGCGGGUGGGCAUCCACAGCGGGCGCGUGCACUGCGGGGUGCUGGGGCUGCGCAAGUGGCAGUUCGACGUCUGGUCCAACGACGUGACCUUGGCCAAUCAGAUGGAAGCCGGAGGCAAAGCCGGGCGCAUCCACAUCACUUGGGCGACGCUGCAGUAUCUGAACGGGGACUACGAGGUGGAGCCCGGCCAUGGGGGCGAGCGGAACGCCUACCUGAAGGAACACAACAUCGAGACCUUCCUCAUUGUGGGCUGCAGCCAGAAGCGCAAGGAGGAGAAGGCCAUCUUGGCCAAGCUGCAGCGGACGCGGGCGAACUCCACGGAGGGGCUGGUGCCGCGCUGGGUGCCCGACCGCUCCUUCUCCCGCACCAAGGACUCCAAGGCCUUCCGGCAGAUGGGCAUCGAGGACACCAGCAAAGACAACCGCAGCGUGCAGGAGGCCCUGAACCCCGAGGACGAAGUGGACGAGUUCCUGGGCCGGGCCAUCGACGCCCGCAGCAUCGACCAGCUGCGCAAGGAUCAUGUCAAGAAAUUCCUGCUGACUUUCCAGACGCCGGAGCUGGAGAAGAAGUACUCCAAGAAGGUGGACGAUCGCUUUGGGGGCUACGUGGCCUGCACGUUGCUCGUCUUCUGCUUCAUCUGCUUUAUCCAGAUUGUGAUGUUCCCACGCUCCCCACUGAUGCUCGGUGUCUACAUCAGCAUCUUCGUCAUCCUGGCCAACAUCCUCUUCGUCUGCGCCGUCUAUUCCUGCAUCAGUCUCUUCCCCGCAGCCCUGCAGCGGGUCUCCCGGAAGAUCGUCCACUCCCGCACCCACAGCACCUUCAUUGCCGUCUUCACCAUCCUCCUCGUCUUCAUCUCGGCCUUUGUCAACAUGUUCACCUGCAGCCAUGUGCCCCUGCGGGACUGUGCCGCCCGCACCCUCAAUGUCACGCCCGAGGCCGUGGGGCCCUGCCAGCUCCGCACCCUCAACUUCUCGCUGGGCUCAGACGUGCCCCCUUGUGACGGGGACGCCCCGGCCUGCAACUUCCCCGAGUACUUUAACUACAGCAUCGUGCUGAGCCUGCUGGCCUGCUCCGUCUUCCUGCACAUCAGCAGCAUCGGGAAGCUGGGGCUCAUGCUGGCCAUCGAGGGGCUGUACCUGGUACUGGCCGAGGGACCCGAGGCGCCGCUCUUCGACAACUACGACCUGCUGGUUGUGGCCAACGCCAUUCCGGCCUUCAACGAGACCCAGUGGGGCUCAGGAUGCCUGGCGGAGGAGAAGGUGGCACUGAAGUACAUGACCCCCGUGAUCCUGACCGUCUUCGCCCUGGCGCUCUAUCUGCACGCUCAGCAGGUGGAGUCCACGGCCCGGCUUGACUUCCUCUGGAAGCUGCAGGCCACGGGCGAGAAGGAGGAGAUGGAGGAGCUCCAGGCCUACAACCGGCGCCUGCUGCACAACAUCCUGCCCAAGGACGUGGCCGCGCACUUCCUGGCACGCGAGCGCUGCAACGACGAGCUGUACUACCAGUCGUGCGAGUGCGUGGCCGUCAUGUUCGCCUCCAUCAGCAACUUCUCCGAGUUCUACGUCGAGCUGGAGGCCAACAACGAGGGGGUGGAGUGUCUGCGGCUGCUCAACGAGAUCAUCGCCGACUUCGACGAGAUCAUCAGCGAGCCGCAGUACCGGCAGCUGGAGAAGAUCAAGACGAUCGGCAGCACCUACAUGGCGGCCUCGGGGCUGAACGACAGCACGUACGACCGGGAGGGCCGGACGCACAUCACCGCGCUGGCCGACUACGCCAUGCGCCUCAUGGAGCAGAUGAAGUACAUCAACGAGCACUCCUUCAACAACUUCCAGAUGAAGAUCGGGCUGAACAUCGGGCCGGUGGUGGCGGGUGUCAUCGGGGCCCGGAAACCCCAGUACGACAUCUGGGGGAACACAGUGAAUGUCUCCAGCCGCAUGGACAGCACAGGGGUCCCUGACCGCAUCCAGGUGACGACCGACCUGUACCAGGUGCUGGCGGCCAAGGGCUACCAGCUGGAGUGCCGGGGGGUCAUCAAGGUCAAGGGCAAAGGGGAGAUGACCACCUACUUCCUGAACGCCGGCCCAGCCCGCAGUUAGCACCAGCUGCGGCCUUUGGCGAGAAGGACCCAGCGGGCCAGAGGGGCCGGGCGGGGCUGCCGCAGGUCGGGCCUGGGCCAGGCUGAGCCGAGCCGUUGGGAACCACCCAGGCCUGGAUUGCCCCACUCCCGGCCCAUUAUUUUGUGGGGUCUUGUAAAUGGCUCUGAAUUUCAACCCCAAACUGAAGAGGGAAAGUGCCGCCACCCCGAGCCGCUGGGGGGUCUUUGCCACCAGGCCUGUGUGGCAGGGAUGGGGGGGUUGGGGCACCCCCCCCGGGGGUGUUGAAGAAAUAUUUUUACAGCAGACUUUUUAUUUAUUUAUUGAGCUCCAGAGCCAGCAUGUCAGGGGUGCCCAGGGUGCUCCAUGCUGGGGCUGGCUCAGCGCUGGCCCCGGGCCCCCCUCUCCCUUUCCAGUGACUGACAGGGAACGACGAACCCGCCCCCGCCCGCAAUCGACCAAAGACGAGGACAACGGGGGGCACCUAUUGGCCGGGCAGGGGACCCUGCUGUUGUCUGAGCACUUGCGCUGGGGGAUCCCUUGGGGGCUGCUUGCCGUGUUUGGGGUGGGGGGAUCGUCCCCUUCCAGUGGGGCUGGGGGUAGACUGGGGAUUUUAAAUAGAUUUAUAUUUGAGGACUCUUCCCCCCCCCCAUGGCUCCCAUUGGCCCCCCACCCGCUCGGUGUGACUUUCACCAGUUGUGAGGCCUAAGCCAGAGGAAGGGUGGGGGGGUGGGAGGGGGCUGGACAGUUCUUAUUUGCCAAAAUUGCCUCCUGUUGCUGGGGGGAGGGAAGAAUGUCUCUUGGGGCGAAGGGCUACAUGUGUGUGGGGGGGUGAGUAGCUCUCAAGGGGUGGGGCCUGCAGGUGUCUUUUAGGGGUGGGCAGGGACCGACUCCCGGAGAUUGGUGACUCCAAAGAGGACGUGUCUCUGGGUCCAUGGGGCUGCGGCAGGGCUGGGGGCCGGAGCUGAGCCCCACACCCCACACACACACACGCUGUGUCCAGGGAGGCGGGGGGGGGGUCUCUCUGUGCGUGAAGCGUGCUGCCUACUCCCAGCCUGGGGGGGGGGUGCACUUCCAUCUUACUUGGGACCCAGCCCCCUUCAGCUUCUCCUGCCACUUCUCAAGGGUGGGAGGUCCCUUCUCCAGCUGAGACCCAGCCCCCCCCAAAGCAUUGAUGCCCCCUCAGCCUCCUCCCCGGGCCAAGCUGCCCAUGUGCCAAAUUCCCAAGUGCCACACAGCCCAUCCUGGCCCUGUGCCCCCAACCUCCCUAGCAUUGCUCCCCUCCCCCACGGCCGCCCACCCACUAGGACCUGCUGGUCAGCCAGACCCCCCCCCCCUCCCCGGCCAUUGGGGGGGUGCCAGCUGCUGCUGGGAACUUUCCCUGUUAGCCUUAUCUGAACAAACACCUCCCCCAUCUCCAGCGGGUCCGUGCCCCCAGGGAGGGGCAGUUUACACCCAGAUCCCCAGGGGGGAGGAAUUCCCCUUGUGAGGAGCUCCCUCCCCGCCCCACCCAUGGCUCCAGGCACAGGUGGGAGAGGGGGGUGUCUCCUUCCCCCAGAUAAAACUUGAAAAUAAAAGGUGGAGGCUGAGAAUUUGCCUGGCCUCAGCACUCCUGGGUCCCCGACCCCAUGAGGCUGAGCCUGUGGGGGCCUCCUGCCCCAGCUGAGGACUAGCCUGCCACCACCCCCCCCCCGCCAUGUGUUGGCCAGGGCCAGUCCCCUUCCCCCACCCAAGAGCCUUACUGAGCAGCUCCAGAGAGAUGGGCCGAGCGCCUGGCGCUAGCAGGUGUGGGGCAGGAGGGUGGGUCCAGGCCCCAGGCUGGGGGGUUAUUAAAUAAUGGGGUGUUUGCAGCCCCCUCUGGCCCCCUCGUGCAUCAAUCUCCAUGGAAACGCCAGGGCCGCUGAACGUUUUCAUCAGCUCAUGCCCGAGGCAGCAACCCCCCUGGUUGGGCCCAGGGGCGAACGUGGCCCAGCGGGGGGCUGGGCUGGGCUGGGGGUGAGGGAUUGGUGGGUGGGGGGUGAGGUCAGGGCCACACUUCCCCUGCCACUGCUCUGCCCUUUCCCUCCCGGACUACGCUGCUCUGGGGGGAGGGCAGCUGAUCAGUCCUGGUCCGCCUUCCCCCCCAUGCCCACCAAAAAGGGGGGGCAUAGGCCCACCAGUUCCGUGGCCCCCCCAGGCCCCUUUCCGCUGGGAGGCUGUGGCCCAAGGUUCUCAUGCUGCCAGCGUGCCCUUUGCCCCCGGUCUCCCCCUGGUUGGAAGGCCCCUCUCCCCUGGCCUUGGGCCAGGCUGGGAGUGGCAGGAGCCGCCUGGCUCCCCUGGGGCCGGGGCUGUUUUAAAUGCAAAGAAGAGGUGAUUUCUGGGGUGGUUUUUUUUUUAGCAGUUUUGGGGUGUUUUUAUUUCCGUGAUUGUGUCUGGGGAGUUUUCAGCCGACGUCGGCGCCAGGCAAGCUCAGCCCGGGCCCAAAGCCGUGGGGUCUCUGCUCCUCCCUAGGCUGCCCCGGCCCGGGGGGGCGGACAGCAGCUUUGGACUGGAGCCCCCGAUGAGGGCGGCGCUGUCGCUGUGUCGGGGGAGGGGGGACGUGGCACUUAUUUGGCAAUGCAGAUUAAAGGUACUUUUUUCUUGUGUGUACAUAUAAAUUAUAUAUAAAACUCACUUUCUAUAACA
Mauremys mutica (yellowpond turtle) is the source of this 6527-nucleotide messenger RNA. It is a transcript of the gene ADCY6, whose product is annotated as adenylate cyclase 6. Gene Ontology annotation, cellular component: plasma membrane. The record is from RefSeq and is a predicted model, not a curated record. The coding region runs from base 366 to 3866 and encodes 1166 amino acids. Gene Ontology annotation, biological process: intracellular signal transduction; cAMP biosynthetic process; adenylate cyclase-activating G protein-coupled receptor signaling pathway. Lineage: Eukaryota; Metazoa; Chordata; Testudines; Geoemydidae. The transcript has 23 exons. Gene Ontology annotation, molecular function: adenylate cyclase activity.